Molecule: messenger RNA, 346 nt
Organism: Paramecium sonneborni
Lineage: Eukaryota; Ciliophora; Oligohymenophorea; Peniculida; Parameciidae
Source: the annotation of a GenBank genome assembly
AUGCAAGAAUAAUUAAAUAAAAAUAAACAGAAGAUUUUAGAUUAUUGGAACACGAAAUAAGUAGUGGAUUACUACGAGGUAUAGAAGAUGAUAAAUUCUGUGGGGCUACAAUUCAACAAUUAUAGUUAAUUAUUUUACAAUUUGAAUGUAAAAAUAAUGAAAUACAAAGUUAUUUGAAAAAUCGAAUGAGGACUUACAAAAUAUAAAAGUGUCAGAUACAUUAGAUCCAUUUUUAGAUGAGGAUUAAGAAAUCUUAGAAUUUAAUGGAUUAAAAAAGCAAAGUAAUUAACCACCGAGAAUAUCGGAAGUUUCAGACGAGGAACAUUAUGAGUAAUAUGAUUAAUGA